AGUUGACUGCCACUCUGUAACUGGAGAACACUCGAGCGCUGACAUGAAAUCUUGCUUAUGGAUUGCCUUGCUUGUAACUCUUGCUAUAGGGACGAAAACACAAGACUUUGAUCUUGCUGAUGCCUUAGAUUUUGAUAACCCGAAGGCAACUGAUAUUCCAAAACAGCCAAAGAAACCUGCAAAGGAUCCCAGUCCAGGAGGAGGAUUUGAUCUAUUCGAUGCUCUAGGUCCAGAUGAUCCUGGUAAACCAGCUGGGAUCCCUCCUAAAGAAGGUGGAACUAAUCCCAAACCUGCCCCUCCUCCCGCACCUGUAGAUCCCAAAAAACCAUUUGAUGAUGGGAUGGGUUUUGACCUGACUGAUGCCUUGGGUCCAGAUCCCGUACCGGAUAAACCAGCUGUUGUUCCACCUAAAGAUGGAGGCACCGGUGGCGGGUCCUUCGGCGACAGCGACCUGUUUGAUGUGAGCGAUAACGGUGGCUACAAGCCUGAUCCCGGCAAGGGAGGUGGUGGAGGAGGAGGAGGAGGUGGUGCUCCUGCAGAUCAACCUCAAGAUGUAGAAGCUGGAUCUGGUCAGAUCGCUGGCGUAGUGAGUGCAAUAGGAGUGGCCCUCCUUGGCGCUGCCUCCAGCUACUUUGCCUACCAGAAGAAGAAACUGUGUUUCAAGAUUCAGGGAGGUGUAGACCCAGAAAUGGGAAAGAACGCACAUGGAGGUCGGUCUGGUCCCCAAUUGAUGAGCAACUUGCUCAAGUCAUAUUAACUUCGAUCAGGUCAUCAUAGAGGAACCUCACCUAUAGCAAAGGAACACCUUCUUCCAUCAGCAGGUAUCAACUGUCUGCUGGAGACGUCAGUGGGCAAAAAAAUACAAUAAAAUCUAUAUAUAUUUUUUCAUUUGUCUUUCGUUUGGAAUUUAACUUUUGGAGAAUGUUAGUUAUAUGUUUUCUUUUUUUUGUGCGCCUUAUCUAGCUGUGUAAAGACACUUGGAUAGAUUUACAACUUGAAUACUUGUUUUUUGCAGUGAAGAUGUAUCGAUCAUUUUCAUUGUAUGUCGUUCAGUACCAAACAAUUGUCUUUAAACAUGCAGAUUUUUCAUCACUUUUCAUUUCAUUUUCAUUUCAUACUUUAGGAGGCCUAGCUAGUAUCCACAACUACAUUUGACAUUUGACUGUGUUUACAUUGCACAUAGCUUUCAUGUUUGUUUUACUUGAACUGUCUCCACAUAUAUCACAUUCUGAUUGGCAGUAGGAUCUCUCUUUUCAUCAAAUAACAGCGCUUGUUUUAAAAUAUAACCCAGGCGAGUAUGUAGUUACACAUCAAAACAAACCAUGCACACAAAGGAUACUUUUACAACUUGGCACACUCAUGUAAUUAUUAAUUGGAUUCCAUUUUAAUAGAAGGAUUUAGAAAUGUUUGUAUAGAUGAAGGUAUAAUGAAAAAAGUGCCUUAGAGAAAGGGAAUAUUUUGGUGGAUAUAAAUAGAAUGUGUAGGGUACUGUUUGGGAUGAGGAUUGGUUUCAAGCUCAACUUAAAAGCCGCAUCACUUUUUGUCUUCUUGUAAGUCAAUUGUUUGGGUUGCAAGCCACUCGUUAGUGUUUACGUGAGGAAAGAUACCAUAAAUGCACAUGGUAAUAAAAAAAAAUGCAUUGUGCAUGUUUAUUUACAAAACAACAUUUAUACUGAGAAGUGGUUAUUUUUAAGUUAUACUUGUUUAAGAUUUGUAUGUAUGAUUGCUUGAUUUCUGAUGCAAUACAGAUAAGAAUAGAAAUUGAUACCUGGGGUUGAUACCAAACUGGUAAACCAGCAUAUUCUACCAUGUCACUUGUGCUGUAAAUGCUAAUGAAGAAUGCAUAUAAAAGCGCUGCUGUUUUUUUGCUGUGUGAUAUAUGCCAUUUUUGUUCUCCUUUAACUUUCAGCACAUGUAAUUAAAACCUAUCAUGUAACUGUAACUGAAGAAGUGUUACUGCUUAUUCUUUACCAAUACAGGAAAUCAUUUGUUGACUUAGUUGAGUGUAGGUAGUUCUUUUGUGUGUUUUGAGGGAAGUUUGAUUCCUUCUCUGAAAGACAAUGGAGGGCUGUCGAUAAUGUACCUUAUUGUUGUCA
This is a messenger RNA of Salvelinus namaycush (lake trout), 2096 nucleotides long. Its product is annotated as CD99 antigen-like protein 2. The record is from RefSeq and is a predicted model, not a curated record. The transcript is spliced from 14 exons. The coding region runs from base 44 to 757 and encodes 237 amino acids. Gene Ontology annotation, biological process: T cell extravasation; positive regulation of neutrophil extravasation; homotypic cell-cell adhesion. Lineage: Eukaryota; Metazoa; Chordata; Actinopteri; Salmoniformes; Salmonidae.